Harmonia axyridis is the source of this 1958-nucleotide messenger RNA. RefSeq names its product protein gooseberry-like (gene Prd). Gene Ontology annotation, molecular function: DNA-binding transcription factor activity, RNA polymerase II-specific; RNA polymerase II cis-regulatory region sequence-specific DNA binding. NCBI's taxonomy places the organism in Eukaryota, Metazoa, Arthropoda, Insecta, Coleoptera, Coccinellidae. The transcript has 8 exons. The record is from RefSeq and is a predicted model, not a curated record. Gene Ontology annotation, biological process: anatomical structure development; regulation of transcription by RNA polymerase II. Bases 158 to 1648 code for a protein of 496 amino acids.
CUAGUCAGUGCCUUACACGAUAUCCUGGAGGUUACACGCCGCGCGUAGCAAAGUUUUUUCGGGGUAGCACCAUCUGUUUUGCGUAGUGUUCUUUGUUGUUUUUUGGACUGUUGAUGUACAACGUACUGCGGUUAUUAAUCGUGGACUUGUUUUCGAGAUGACUGUUACUGGGAACUUCGGGAUAAUGCCCAGGCCAUGCUUUUCCGGAUACCCUUUCCAAGGUGAGAAUCCGGGAUUCGGUCAAGGUCGAGUAAAUCAGCUCGGUGGAGUGUUCAUCAACGGCAGACCUCUUCCAAACCACAUCAGGUUGAGAAUUGUGGAGUUGGCAGCUUCGGGAGUGAGACCUUGUGUGAUUUCUAGGCAACUUCGAGUUUCUCACGGUUGUGUCAGCAAGAUACUCAACAGAUAUCAGGAAACUGGUUCUAUAAGACCAGGAGUCAUUGGCGGUUCUAAGCCUAGGUUAGCAACGCCCGAAGUAGAGCAUAGGAUUGAGCAGUACAAGAGAGAAAACCCUUCUAUCUUCAGUUGGGAAAUCCGGGAAAGACUAGUCAAGGAAGGCAUCUGCGACAGGAGCACGGCACCUAGUAUAUCCGCGAUCUCAAGACUACUUAGAGGACGUGGAGUAGAAUCUGAUGAUAAAUCUUCCGACAACGAGGCAGGUUCGGAUUGCGAAAGUGAGCCAGGCAUACCUUUAAAGCGAAAACAGAGACGUUCCAGGACUACUUUCACUGCUCACCAAUUAGACGAACUCGAAAAAGCCUUCGAGAGGACUCAAUACCCAGAUAUCUACACCAGAGAAGAACUGGCACAGCGUACCAAACUAACUGAGGCUAGAAUACAGGUUUGGUUUAGCAACAGGAGAGCGAGACUUAGGAAGCAACUGUCAUCAUCGUCGACAUCUUACUCUUCCAUGGGCGUUAUAGGCGCACCCUAUCCUGCACCAGCAACCCCUUACAACACCCUGGGACAAGCCGUAGGAGAAGGAGGCUUCCCAAAUGGCAGCAGUUCCAGUCAAAUGCAUUAUGCAGAUGGCCGCAUGUAUACCUUUUACGUGUCCGACUUAUACGCAAGCCACUCUACGUCACCAAAUCUGCCAAAUCCACCAAUGAACCUACAGAACCCUUAUUCUUCCUCCUCCAUAUAUCCUCCACACCAUAUUCUCCCAAUAUCCCAAAGCAUGAAUAUAACCCCCGCGCAAACCAGCUGUGUAUCUUCUAACCCCUCUCCCGAAACACUUCCUUCUUCGUCGCAUUUUGCAUCAGGGAUCGGAUGCAAGGAUACCAACGGCAACAACUUAGGACAGUCAUCUAGUCCUAACAGCCAUCAUGAUGGUUAUAUGCCGAACAUGCCUAUAACUAACGGAAGUUUGGCUAUCAUGGGAUCAAAUAGUGGAAGCAAUGCGAAUGAAAUACCACCCUCAUAUUCAGAAAACAACCCCCAAAUACAUUCCAUCGGCAACCAGUGGAUGAUGUCACCCAAUCAAAUCAAAAGAACCUCGAGCCCCAUAGAAAAUCAGUCUUUUGUCCCACCAACAUGUCAGCCCGUUUUUUCAACCUUCGCCCAAAAUAAUAUCCACAGCACUGCUAUGAGUUAUCAGGCUCAAAAUCACGCGAAGAAUUUCGGUCAACCUUUCUAUGGGUGGUACUGAAGAAGUAAAUAUAUGUUCUCAAUACUCACAGUUCUAAACUUCACCUUUAAUCUGUAAUACUUGUAAGAAAAUACUUUCUAAGUUCUCUCCCUUUCUCUCUAUUUUAAAUUGACUUCUUGUUGUUGGUAUUUUGUAUAUAAAUUAUUUGUAAAUUAUUCAAUGAGUGUUUCUCAUCUUUUUGUAAGUAUAUGAUAGUAAAGUGAAAUAAUUGUAUAUUUGUAAAUUGUAUAAUCUAUUAUUUAGUUACCACAUUUGUUAAUUUACCUAGCACAAUAUCAAGUCAUGAUUUAAAUAUGUACAAAAUGGUAUA